This is a messenger RNA of Gossypium raimondii (Peruvian cotton), 2546 nucleotides long. Its product is annotated as auxin response factor 10. NCBI's taxonomy places the organism in Eukaryota, Viridiplantae, Streptophyta, Magnoliopsida, Malvales, Malvaceae. Gene Ontology annotation, molecular function: DNA binding; protein binding. Gene Ontology annotation, cellular component: nucleus. The transcript is spliced from 5 exons. Gene Ontology annotation, biological process: response to hormone; regulation of DNA-templated transcription. Bases 287 to 2347 code for a protein of 686 amino acids. The record is from RefSeq and is a predicted model, not a curated record.
UGUGUAGUGAGAGAUUAAAUGUUCUUCCAUUUUAUUUCUCUCUAAUUUAAACCAAACCCAGUCCUCGUUAACCUGCAAAAACCCAUCUUUUACUGUAUCAUUUUUGUUUUUUAGAGUUAAAUCAGUGGGGUUCUGUUUUUUUCUUUUUUCCUUCUUAAUUUGAACCUAUUUUCUGUGUUCAUUUAUUAUAUUAGUCUGUUUCUUCAAACUGUUUAUUCCUCACGCGAGAAAGUGAAAGAAAAUAAAGGUACAGCAGAGAGUCUGAAAAGGCUGAAUCGGAAAAUCGAUGAAGGAAUCAGAUAAGAGCUUAGAUCCACAGUUAUGGCAUGCAUGUGCUGGGCCCAUGGUUCAAAUCCCACCAUUAAACUCCAAGGUCUUUUACUUCCCUCAAGGCCACGCCGAGCACUCACUCGCCGCCGUCGAUUUCCCCUCGUCUCCGCCGGUCCCGGCUCUAGUUCUUUGCCGAGUGGCUUCGCUCAAAUUCAUGGCGGAUACCGAAACCGACGAGGUAUACGCCAAGAUCCUCCUCAUGCCGUUACCCAACACAGAGCUCGACCUAGAACACGUCGCCGUUUUCGGCUCCGAUAACGCGGAGAAGCCUGCUUCUUUCGCUAAGACAUUGACCCAAUCCGACGCCAACAACGGCGGUGGGUUUUCGGUCCCGAGGUACUGCGCCGAAACCAUUUUCCCGCCGUUGGAUUACACGGAGGACCCUCCGGUUCAAACCGUCGUCGCCGUGGAUGUCCACGGUGAAACGUGGAAGUUCAGGCAUAUUUAUAGAGGGACCCCGAGGAGGCAUUUAUUGACUACGGGAUGGAGCACUUUCGUGAACCAUAAGAAGCUCGUUGCCGGCGAUUCCAUCGUGUUCUUAAGGUCCGAAAACGGCGGCCUGUGCGUCGGGAUCCGACGAGCCAAGCGCGGGACUGGAAACGGACCCGAAGCUGGGUCUCCAUUUUUGUCUUUCUUAAGGGAGGACGAGAGUAAGAUGAUGAUGAUGAACCGAAAUGGGGAUUGGAGAGGAAAGGGGAAACUGAAGGCGGAAGCUGUUUUACAGGCGGCUACGUUGGCGGCCAGCGGUCAGCCGUUCGAGGUUGUUUAUUACCCAAGAGCGAGCACACCGGAGUUUUGCGUUAAGGCGUCGUCGGUGAAGGCGGCAAUGAGGGUUCCUUGGUGUUGUGGGAUGAGGUUUAAGAUGGCUUUCGAGACAGAAGAUUCUUCAAGGAUUAGUUGGUUCAUGGGGACUGUGUCUUCUGUUCAAGUUGUCGAUCCCAUUCGGUGGCCUAAUUCCCCAUGGCGACUUCUUCAGGUAACAUGGGAUGAACCGGAUUUGCUUCAAAACGUUAAACGUGUUAGUCCCUGGUUGGUUGAAUUGGUAUCGAAUGUGCCUGCCGUCCACUUGUCGCCGUUCUCCCCACCGAGAAAGAAGUCUAGGUUUCCCCAACAUCUCGAUUUUCCUCUCGACGGACAAUUCCCUAUGUCGGCAUUUUCAAGCAAUGGCAAUCCCCAUGGGACCGGCUGUCCGUUAGUUUUAUCUGAUAAUGCUCCUGCAGGCAUACAGGGAGCCAGGCAUGCUCAAUUUGGGUUAUCUUUAUCCGAUCUCCAUCUUAAUAAUAAACUGCAGUCCGGACUUUUUCUGCCCGGUUUCCAGCGGUUCGAUCCCCACUCUAGAAUUUCCGAUGGCAUCAUGAUGGCAAGGCGCCCUAAUGGUACUGAUAAUCUUUCUUGCUUGUUAACAAUCGGGAAUUCUAAUGUGAAUGAGAAAUCUGGCAACACAAAAAGACACCAGUUUUUACUCUUUGGUCAGCCGAUACUUACUGAGCAGCAGCUCUCUCGUAGCUGUUCAAGUGAAGUUGUCUCACAAGUUAUUAACGGAAAUAGUUCGUUAGAUGGCAGUGCCGAAAAAACAAAAGAUACUUCUGAUGGUUCUCGAUCUUCUCUUGAGAAGUCAUCUACUGCUGGAUUUUUGUGGCACCAGGAUUAUAGAAGCACGGAAACCGGCCUCGAUAUUGGCCAUUGCAAGGUAUUCUUGGACUCGGAGGAUGUCGGACGAACCCUUGACCUCUCAGUUCUUGGCUCUUAUGAAGAGCUGUACAGGAGAUUGGCCAACAUGUUUGGAAUAGAAAGAUCCAAGAUGUUGGGCCAUGUGUUGUAUCGAGAUGCAACAGGUGCUGUCAAACAAACUGGAGAAGAACCAUUCAGUGCAUUUAUGAAAACAGCAAAAAGAUUGACAAUAAGGAUGGAUUCAAGCAAUGAAACUGUUGCAAGGUCUUGGCUUACCGGGAUUCGAACCGCCGAAAACGGGCUAGGAGGGCCGAGCAAAAGAGGUCCCUUAAGCAUAUUUGCGUGAUUCGGGGGACCAUUGUGGGAAAAGCAAGCAUAGAUCAUUGAAGAACUUAACAGAACAAAAUUUAAAGGGAUUUGCUAAGCUCCUCUUAGGGAUUAUCUUGUCUGUUAGUGUCCUAAAAAACAUUGAUGUUAAUGUGUUUUAAAGUUCACGUUUGAUGCAAUAACACUUCCCAUUUGUAAGGAAUUUCUGUUUUUAUGCA